GUGGAAUCGGCUCUUGUGCCCUUGGUUCGAGAACGCCGCGACGCCGAGUUGCCGAGUUUGCGCCGUGAGCGCCGCGUCGCGUCGCCUGCAUCGCGUCAUCGCUUUGCGUUCCCUGACGCAGGUUCCGUAGCGCCACAAACGGCCGUUUAGGUCGGCAGUUUCCACCGUUGCUAAGUUUUUUACACCCGCCGUAAGCCGCGGCGGCUCCGAAUCACCUGUCAGCAAUUUUCUCUGUGCCGGCAACUCAGACAACGGAACCCCAUCGUCAUGGCAGUCGAAUCAAGAUGGAUGCCCUGUCAGCUAAAGAUCGAGGUAAAUCUCUGCAGCUGCGACUACGACGGCAUCAUCCUAGUCUCAGGAAGCGCCCCGGGCUUCGACGAGCCGGAGCCCUUCAAGACUGUUCUCUACUGUGCUGCCCAGAUCGACUCAGCCCUGGGGAUUAUCGGUGCCGUACUGCCAAUCAACCUUCCAGCGAAAAGGCUGAUCUACAGUCCGACGGGUCCACUCAAUAUGGACUACCAUGACGUACGAAGUUUCGCCGAGGCUGCUACCGAGGGGGUAAAAAGAGCGCUGAAAGCUGGCGUCCGAUGUCCCCUUCUUGUAUUGCUCCCGGAUAUCCGAUUCGACAACGUGGAACUUGUCACGCUUCUCGGAGCCUUGGAAGGCCUCUACGUGCCGUUGGAGGUACGAGAAAUAUGCCCUGAUAGGUGCUACAAGGCGUGUCAGUUGGCCGUUUGGAGUCCAAUAUGCAGUAAAAAGCUCCAGGGUAUCGUCAAGUUGGCGUCUGCAUUGGAGAGCGGAAGAUACGUUGCAAGAGAUAUCGGUGGCGCAGAUCCGGAGCGCAUGGCACCGCCGAGGGUGGAGGAAUACAUAGCCGAGCUCUUCUGCGGGUCCAACGUAUCAGUCCAAGUAAUAUGCGACCAGGAUACCCUGCUUCGGGAAUAUCCUCUGUUUGCAUGUGUGAACAGAGCAGCUUCGGUGAUCCCCAGACACGCUGGCAGAAUCGUAUUCCUGACCUACGAGCCACCGAAUCCCGCCUGUGUCUUGGAGACGCUUCUGCUCGUCGGCAAGGGGGUCACCUACGACACCGGAGGAACGGACAUCAAAUUCGGCGGUUCGAUGUCUGGCAUGUCAAGAGAUAAAUGCGGAGCAGCUGCAUGUGCCGGUUUUAUGCAGGUUGUAAAUCUGCUCCAACCACCGACGGUAAAAGUCGUCGCUGCACUUUGCGUCGUCAGGAAUAGUGUCGGUGAAAAUUCCUACGUAGCUGAUGAGGUCGUCACCGCAAAAUCCGGAGUAAGAGUUCGCGUAGGAAACACAGAUGCUGAAGGGCGCAUGGCAAUGGCUGACGCACUCUGCCACAUUAAAGAAAUGGCUCUGUGUUCCGUCAAUCCUCACAUUCUCACCGUUGCUACCCUCACCGGACACGCAGUUCUAUCGGCAGGGAAAGGAUACUCGAUCGCCAUGGAUAACGCCGUUGCAAGGCUGGUCAGCAAUGCUGAAAAGUUACAGGCAUCAGGUGAUACAAUGGGGGAUCCGUUCGAGAUAUCACGGUUUCGAAGAGAAGACUUCCAGUUUCACGAGGGACGAGCGGAGGGUGAUGAUGUCCUCCAGGCCGAAAAUAAGCCAAGCGUAAAACUCGAAAGAGGCCACCAGGGCCCAGGUGCCUUCUUGAUUAUGACCUCCGGGUUGGACAAGCACGGAACUGCGUCGGAAAAACCGCUGAAGUAUACUCACCUAGAUGUUGCUGCGAGUGCAGGUGACCUCCCCAGCCAUCCGACUGGUGCUCCGAUAUUGGCACUGGCUAAAAAAUUCUUGCUCAAUUCUCCGGAAGAUGAGUCAGACAACGAAGUUGACCUAAAGAGUCCUGAGAAAUAAUACGAUCAAACUAGACUACUUUUUUUUUGUUCUUUUGCAGAGAUUCCAUCAAAAGUUCGAAGAGCCUGGUGUACAUUUUUAUUGAUGGAAAUCGAGUACCUUAAUCAUGUCCUUCCGUAUCUUUCCAAAUCCCUAGUUUGAUUCUUCAAAUCUUCGCCCCUGCCUUAGUGCCGUUAAUUAUUUCACACCGGCCUCUAUAUCAUCUAUUUUAUUUACGUUAUUCAUUUCAGCUGGAUCGUUUGCAUCAUCCAUUCUCGGAAAAGAUAUACCGUACGUAACGAACUCCCUAAACCAUCCUGAUUCCAGACCCACCACAGUCUACAUCCACCCUACUAAUGCUCCCCUUCCAUUUCCUUUCAUUCUCCGGUCACGUGAUCAGUGUGUUCACGUGCCCAUAGAAGCUCAUGCAUUUUACAAAAUCUCGCGUAGUCGUUCGCAGGAAAUGUAUAUUUCAUGGCAAUCGCAAUUACCAGAUUUCCAAUCCGACGAGCACGUGACCCAUACAGUGUGUGCUUUCCUGGGAUCAAGAUUUAUGUGGGUUUUACUAUCUGUUGUCCAAUUUGGAGAUACAUUUUAUGUCAGAUUUAUUUAUCAGGCGUUUCACCAAUUAUCAGCUCAGGUUCAGACGGAAGAAAAUAUAUUUCUUUCAGCUUGACAGUUCGAUGUACUUUUCCAGAGUGAUUUUACUUCGCAUCUUUGUGUAACUCUGGCUAACUAAGUGUAUGAAGCUGAUUGCAUGUUCAUGAUUGUUGGAACGCCUUGCGGUACAUGUACUGUAUAAUUUUUCCUUCAGGUAAAUACUUGUAUUACCCUAAAAUACAUCAAAGGGGCUAAUUCUACUGGACUCUGCUACAUCUUGUUAGUGAGGAAAUUCGUUGUGUCAAUAAUAUGGAUUUAUCAAAAUCUGAUUGUUCAUUAAAUUUAAGAACAUAGUGACUUAAUUUCUUGCACUGUUAAUAGUUUGUUUAGAACAUUUACCAGAGAAUUUAUUGUUCUUUAAAAUAAUUUUUUAUUUUUUUGAGGUGACUUUACUUAUUACCAUAAUUGAUUUAGAUAUUGAGAUUAAAUUUUUAUAAACGGGAUAUCACGA
Neodiprion fabricii is the source of this 2965-nucleotide messenger RNA. It is a transcript of the gene Dip-B, whose product is annotated as putative aminopeptidase W07G4.4. Gene Ontology annotation, molecular function: metalloaminopeptidase activity; manganese ion binding. The record is from RefSeq and is a predicted model, not a curated record. The transcript is spliced from 9 exons. Gene Ontology annotation, cellular component: cytoplasm. Gene Ontology annotation, biological process: proteolysis. NCBI's taxonomy places the organism in Eukaryota, Metazoa, Arthropoda, Insecta, Hymenoptera, Diprionidae. The coding region runs from base 268 to 1875 and encodes 535 amino acids.